GGCGCUGGGAGGGGAAAGAAAGCAAAUAAAAUGUGAAUGUAGAUUUGGACAGCAUGGAUAGUGAGUAAACAGGCUGCCAUAUUCAGAUAGUUCUGAUAUUUUUCUGCAGGACACAUGACUGAGAUGGCUGUUCGCAGUGUCCUUGUUACUGGAUCAAACAGAGGAAUUGGCCUGGAGCUGAUUAAGAAGUUCAUAAACAGAUCACAGCCUCCUGAAUACAUAUUUGCAACAUGUAGAGAUCCCAAGGGCCCCAGAGGAGAGGAACUGAAUAAUUUGGCUUCCAAACACUCCAAUGUGGUGCUGCUUCAACUUGAUGCCACAGAUGCUGAUAGCAUCAAGAAAGCUGUAAGCACAGUAGAAACGCAAUUGAAAGGAGAGGGGUUAAAUCUGCUAAUAAACAAUGCAGGUGUGAUGACUCAUGUCGACCUUGAUAAUGUUGGCUCAGAAGAUAUGAUAAAUGUGUACAAAACUAAUGUUGUUGGGCCUCUGCUUAUAAGCCAGGCAUUUUAUCCUUUGUUAAAGAAAUCUGCAGAUUUACAUGCCAAUGAGCCUCUAAGCUGUCAGAAAGCUGCUGUGGUGAAUAUUUCCUCUUUGUUAGGAUCGAUUGAAAGUCAAACUUUUACCUUCGACCCAGCCAAACAAGUGAUUUCAUACAGAGUCAGCAAAGCAGCCUUAAACAUGCUUACUCGGUGCCAAGCAGAAGGAUACAAAAAGGAUGGCAUCCUGUUUUCAGCCCUCCAUCCAGGAUGGGUUAAAACUGACAUGGGAUCAGAAAGGGCUUUACUGACUACAGAUGAAAGUGUAACUGGAAUGAUGAAGGUCCUCAACUCUCUUUCUGAGAAACAAAAUGGAAUCCUAAUGUCAUGGGAUGGCAGCGCUAUUCCCUGGUAGAAGCUUUGGUUGACCAUUUUUGACAUUGACUGCAAUAGAUACAACUACAAGAAACCUCCCCAAACAUCAAAGACAAUGGGACAUCUGUUAAAAAAAAAAAAAAAAACUAACUUUUUUUUUUAUAAUUCAAAUAAAAAAACAAAUAGACAAAGUA
Messenger RNA from Bombina bombina (fire-bellied toad), 1045 nucleotides. RefSeq names its product C-factor. Lineage: Eukaryota; Metazoa; Chordata; Amphibia; Anura; Bombinatoridae. The transcript has 6 exons. The record is from RefSeq and is a predicted model, not a curated record. The coding region runs from base 115 to 891 and encodes 258 amino acids.